GAGAGAGAGAGAGCACAGAGAGAGAGAGAGAGAGAGAGAGAGCACAGAGAGCACUGUCUUGUUCGCGGACAAAGAGGUCAACCGAGCAGGUGUCGCUAUGACAACGACCCGCCGCCGCCGCGUCAGAGCGCGCGCGGCCGCUUGAUGUCUGGAUUUCGAAUCCGACCGUUGGGAGCAUCCGUUGUUUUAACAGCUAGCAUUAGCCGUUAGCUUUUUUUUUGCGUUAAUUUUGGGUUUAAAGGUUGUGAUAUGUCAUUCACAAUGGAGGAUAACGUGGAGUCGGAGUGGGUGUCCGUCCGCCCGAGAGUGUUUGAUGAGAAAGAACGGCAUAAAUUCGUGUUUAUUGUGGCCUGGAACGUCAUCGAGGAGAAGUUCGCCAUAACCUGCCACAACAGAACCGUCCAGCGGCGGACUACUUUCCUCCUGGACGGCGGAGGCGAGAUCCCUCCGCGUUCUGAGAUCCCUCCGCCGCGCUCUGCUGCCUCCGUGGCAGCGGAAGGACACACGAAAGAAGUAGUCCGCGAUUUUUUCACACUUAAACCCGCCAAAAACGCUGCCACCGCGGAUAAAAACACACUAAUUAACCACACAAACACAAAUGAGUGUCCCAGCCCCACUUUGGCGACCUGGGAUGUCGUCACAGAGGUGUCGGACCACGUGGGUGAUGCGGACGCGGAGGACUACAGCUGGGCCGGCCUGUUCUCCUUUCAGGAGCUCCGCGCAGCUCACCUGCAGCUCUGCGCCGUCAGCUCCGAGCUGGGGCCGUGUCUGCCCUGCUUCCCGGAGGAGCAGGCCGGCGUGUGGGCGGUGCUGUUCGGGGUGGGGGUGGAGCAGCGGGAGACUGACCCUCUCUGCUACCAGCUGCAGGUGUACCUGGGCCACGCUCUGGACACCUGCGGGUGGAGGAUCCUCUCACAGGUGCUGUUCUCAGGCAGCGAGGACGCGGAGGAGUACUACGAGAGUCUGGGGGAGCUGAGGCAGAAGGGCUUUGAGGAGGCGCUGGGGAGGGCCAAGCGACGGAUGCAGGAGGUGUUGGACAAACACAAAGCCAUGGACAGCAUGGUGGAGCUGCUGCAGGUGUACCCCGAGGAGGACGAGGCGUACGGAGAGCUGCUGGAGGCAACCACUGAGCUCUACCACUACCUGCUCCAGCCUUUCAGGGACAUGAGGGAACUGGCCAUGCUGCGCAGACAGCAGAUUAAGAUCUCACUGGAGACGGAGCGCCUGGGUCCUCGUCGGGUGGAGGGCCUGAGGAAAGAGGAUGAGGAGUGGCAGAAGAAGGCUCACGCCGCCGUUCUCUCCAUUCAAGACCUGACUGUCAAGUUCUUUGAGACCACGACCCGGGCACAGAAAGCUUUGCAUGAGCGGAUGCGUGCUGACCAGAAGAAGUUUGGAAAGUCGGCGUGGGCGGCGGCGGUUGAGCGCAUGGAGCGGCUGCAGUACGCCGUUUCCAAAGAAACCCUGCAGCUGAUGAGGGCCAAGGAAAUCUGCCUGGAGCAGAAGAAGCACGGCUUAAAGGAGGAGAUGCAGAGUCUGCAAGAUGGAGAGGACGCCAUGCUGCGUGUGGACCAGCUGGAGGAGCUGUACUACGAGCUGCAGCUGCAGCUGUACGACAUCCAGGCGGAGGUGCUGCGCUGCGAGGAGCUGCUGCUCACCGCUCAGCUGCAGAGUCUACGCAGGCAAAUGACAGAGCGACAGGAUGAGGUUGUUUACUACGACGCCUUUGAGAGCCCCGAUGCCAUGAAGGGUGAUGACGACCCCGCGACCCCGCCGUCCCCCCUCAGAGAAGACGAGAUCACCAUCCUACAGCAGAGGACACGGCAGCUGGAGGCCCGCAGGGGACGAAUCACCACCAAGAAAGUCUACCUCAAAAACAAGAAGGAAAUCUGUAUCGUCAAUCACAACCAAAAGAUUCAACAGCGACAUGGUAGCCAUGUUUCCCUGCAGACACUGCAUCAGGGAGGUGAAGCCGAGGAAGACGACGAAGCCAAGAGCAACGCCAGAGUGAGUCAGGACAGGCAGAGGACUCUGGACCGACUUCGCAGCCUCAAGCAGCGUUAUCCCGGCCAGGUGACUCUGAAGUCCAGCCGGCUGCGUCAGAGUCAGCCUCACGGUCGGAGGAGAGCCGGGCAGCAGCCUGACACUCACUCAGCCAGCGUUCAGACCGACUGCAUCUCCGAUCUCCCAGAACUCUCUGCUCCGCCUCCACCGGACGGCUGCAGCUGCGACAGCGUCUCUUUACCUACGGUCGACCUCGAAAGCCUCGCCUCCGCGCCUCCUUUCCUCUCGCUGCCUCCCCUCUCCCAAUCUGUCCUUUCACUGGGUGCCCCUCCUCCUCCUCCACCUCCUCCCCCACCACCUCCUCCACCUCCUCCCUCAGAGGACCAGCAGGGUGAGGACCGGGAUAUUAACCCCAGCCCAUUGCGGCAUCAUGAGUGCGAGUCCGAGUCUUCCUCUCUACCCCUGGCUCCGUUUUCCCCUCGGUUCUUUGACAGCAGUCAGCUGCAGACAGCGAGGAAGAAGCUGAAGAAGACGGCCUCGCUGGACUCGACGCAAUGGAGGAGAGCGAGCUCCCCCAUGGACGAGGUGCUGGCGUCCCUCAAACGCGGCUGUUUCCACCUGAGGAAGGCCGAGCUGCGAGUCCUGGCCCCCGACCCGGACGACGACAGCGAGAACAUCCUGGCUCAGAUCCGGCAGGGCGUCCGGCUGAAGAAGGUGCGGACCCGGCCGGAGCAGCAGCGCCACGCCAAGAGCUUCACCCACUCGGCCGACGCUCUGACCCGCAGCAUCCACGAGGCUCUGAGGAGAAUCAAAGAGGCCUCGCCGGAGUCUGAGUCGGAGGAUGAAGGCCUCCCGUGCACUGACUGGGAAAACUAGCUUAGCGUGUUUGAAGUUUUUUUUUAUGGAUACGUGGAGCCAAAACGAAGAGAAACCAAGUGGACAAGCCGGGGUUAAAUCUCCUGGAGAUACCUUGGUGCAACUUGAACAAAAAACACCUUGAUUUUCCUUUUUUUAUACAUCAGAAAACCGCUCAGAAGUAUCUUGAUGUUUUUUUUAUUCAUACUUCUGUGUGUUGUUGGUAAAGAUGGACCACUAACCUUUUUUUUUAUGUCGUUGCUGUGGCAUUGUUGGCGAGGAUACAACCUCUGACCUCUCAUUAUGUCGGCCUACAUGUCAGUCGUACUGUAGCUUGCUGUGAUGGGUUUGUUUGUAGGAAGUGAGUAUUUUGUUUGUUUUAUUACCUUUCUCUCGCUUACGACACAGUAAGCAUUCUGACUCUUCACUGAAAACGUGUGCUGUACACUUUUACAUUCAACUUUGCGACAACAAUUUUUACUGUAUACUUCAGUGGAUAAAAUGCCUAAACAUGUAUGCGGAGUAGGACAAUAGUUUGACAUUUUGGGAGAUAAAUCUGCUGGAUGUAGCUUCAUAUUUAGCGUACAGAAACUUUCAGCAAAAGGGCGAAUGAGUAUAUUUCCUAAAAAAUGUCAAACUACUACAUUCAUUUGCUAAUUUAGGUUAUUUUCAUCAUCUUUUAGUGGGAAGAAUUCGAAAACUGGCUUUGAUUUUUGCAUUUAGCAAAAAAAAACGUGCUUGUUUUUAGCAUUUUCACUUUAAAAACAACAGUUAUGACGUGAGUUUUUAGAGGAGGGAUAUCAAAGUCCAUUUCAAUGUCCAUCAUCUGUUCUGAAAACAACAGGAAGUUAAAGCAAUUGGAGCAGCAACAGCUCAAGAAUUAAAUUUAGGUGCUUUAAAACCUAUAAAACAGACAUAAUGUAAUAUUUUCAGAUUCAGUUUGACGACAUCAGUAUCUCUUAGUCUAUAUUAAAUUAACUUCCAUAAAUCUGCUUAAAAAUCCUAGAAAAAAAAGGCUCCUUGUAACUUUAAUGGUGCCAAUUUGCCAAAAUUGGGCUCAAAUUGGUUCCCACAGUGUAGCUCACUGACUCCAUGACAUCAUACUUCCUGUUUACAUCCCCCAGAGCAUCAUAUGGGAUUUAAUUCCACAACUAAGAGGAGGAUUCUAAUAACCGGAAUGGCAACGCCCAUUAAUAUUUACUGUAUUCGUGAGACUUUCAACUGUCAGACUUUUAAAAAAAACAAACUUGAACUUUGAAAGUUUAACAUGCUGUAACUUAUAAAGCUGCAGUAACAAGUGAGAGUUUAUGUUUGGAUGUGAUCCAAAUAAACUCAGGAUCAGACUUUAAGAUGCUCAGCUGGUUCAGAAAUACCAACACUGGAUAUAUUAGCACACAAAGAGCUGUAGCUUUUCAGAUAAAUAUUCAUAACAAAUUAUAUCUGUUGACUUGUGCAUCCUCUGCUUUCUCUCCUCCAAGGAUGCCAUUUUGACCGGGUCAGUAUUUUGACAAAAUAUAUAAUAUAUAUAUAUAUAUAUAUAUAUAUAUAUUCAGCACCAGCUUAAUUAUUUACAAUUACUUGAAUAUAACUUUAUUUUCUGUGAUGACUUUGAGAUGGAAAAAAAAUGGAUGUAACAUUUUAAUAUAUAAAGAGGGUUCUCCCCUAAUGAAUAAUAACGACCUCCAAUUCAACACCCAAAAACAUACAACCAAAAAAUCUGUCGGUGUGUCGGACAGCUCAAUCUUUUUUAUGAAGCUCUACUCUUAAAAUAUUGUAGUUUAGAGCUGAAACAAUUCAGCAGAAAAUGAAUAUGCAAUGAUUUAAACAAUUCAUCAAAAACUCAAAAUAUUCUCUGAUUGUAGUUUUCUAAAAUUUGAUGAUUUGCUGCUUUUCUCUGUUUUUAUGUCACUUUUGGUUCGGAAAUGUUUCCUCGGACAAAACAAGCCAUUUGAAAACGUCGCCUUGACCAUUUUUCACUUUUAUAGACUCAACGAUUAAUCGAUUACUUUAGAAAGUAACCAGCAGAUUAAUUGGUGCUGAGGAAAUGUUGAAGAUGACUGACUCCCCUGUUUAAAAAUAUAAAUAUAUAUAUACUUUAAACACAUAUGUGGAGGAUAUAUAAUGAUGCAGAAACUUUUCCAUGCAGCAUAUUGAAGCCUGUCUGCAGGGAUAAGUUCAGCUGAAGUCUGAGGCCUCAUCGCCCUCUGCUGGUGAACAAACGCAGCCUCCUCACAACAUUUAGAUCAUAUGUGAUGUUUUUUUAUUUAUUUUUACUGUCAUUUUAUUAACCUGAAGGAGUCUUCUCUCUUCCCACUGCCUUCAACAUUUUGUUUUCCACGCUCAUUUACAUACUGGAGCUGUUGUUUGAGUUUGUUGUGCGUGUGUGUGUGUGUGUGUGUGUGUGUGUGUGUUUUGAUUUUUAUACCAGCCUCUUUAUUCUGUGUCAAACCUGUCUUUAACUGAAACUCACACUUCCUGUAUUUAAACAAGUAAUGCACUGUAUCAUGGUUACAUUUAAAAGGAUUAGUUUGACUUUUGAGGGGGAAUUAAUUCAUCAUUUCUGGUCGAGAGUUUGAUGAGAAGAUUAGAUACCACUGUCAUGUCUGUGCGGUAAAUAUGAAGCUACAGCCAGCCGUUGAUUAGCUUAGCGUAGCUUAAAGAGAUGAAACGUGAGGAAACUGCUAGCCUAGCUUUAUUUUAUGAAGACAAAACACACCUUCCAGUGUUGCUUGUUGUUUCUGAGUGUGAAAACGGCUCAUUGUUGCCUUUUGUGGCAGUUAGGGGGGAAAAACAUCCACAACAAUGGCAAUUCUCACCAACCGUUAACGAGCAGUUUGUGUGAUUCGCUGUCUGACCACAGGGGGCGGCCAUGAGCACCAAACGGUUCGGUGCGGUGCAAUGACGUCAAGAAGACACCGUAAUAUAAAAUUACACAAAUAUUCAAUUUUUACUUUUUGAAAGUGUUUUAAAACGGUAUUUUUAGGUUAAAAGGGAAAAAAUAAUAACUAACUAAUUGCGGUUAGCUAAAAGAGUGAAUAUUUGUUUUACAUUCAUCAGGUGACUCCGAUUGGACGCGACUGUUAACCUGCUGAUAUGACGUGUUAAUUAGUGAGGUUUUGAGUCUUUGGUAGCUGUUACUUUUCGUAGGGAGCCAGGCUAGCUUUUUCCAACCGUUUCCGGUCAUAUUGCUAAGCUAAGCUAAUAUUUCACUUCAUAUUUUACGCACAGACGUGAGAGUGGUGCCAAUAUUCUCAUCAAACUCUUGGCAAGAAAGCAAAAAAGUGUAUUUACAAAUAAUGUCAAACUGUUCACUGUAAACAUUAAGGAGAUACAGCUGCCAUUUAAAGAGAAACUGUUGCUAGGUGUUAUAAAUCAUCGUGAUUGAACAUGUUGCAUGCAGUACGACGACAUCGUGGCUCAAACUCUGCUUCUCAUCCACCACCAGAGAACUUUAAUGAUAUUAAAAAAUAUUUAGAUCAUGUAUAACAGUAACACUUGGCAGCAAAUAUUUCCUCAGUGACGUGAACUCCAUCACACUGCUCUCAUUCCCUUUUUCUUUUUAUUUGAGCUUGAAACCAUUGUGCUUUUUAAGUAAAAAAUCCUUUUUUUUAAACAUGCAGAUUUCCUCCAACGCUGAACAUGACAUUAGUUUAACCUUUUCAUGACCUUAUGCAUGUGACUGGUUUUUAGGACGAACCCAUCACAACGUAAGUGCAAUAAUUAAGAAGAAAAAGUCAUUUUUAUGAAUUAAAUACUGUAAUGAAAUGUAAAAUUAUAUCCGCAUGCCUAAAUGUAUUGAAGUAUUUAUUGAAACUUCAUAUUUUAAAAUGAUUUCUAAAAGCAUACAAAUGUAAAUGUACUUUAUAAAGUUUUUCCGUUGCUCUUUUUGGUUCCUAUCAUGACAUUCCUGUCUGCUUUCUAUAUCCUUAUUAUAUAUUUUUUUCCUUUCAAAAUAAAAUCAAGC
Molecule: messenger RNA, 6820 nt
Organism: Anoplopoma fimbria (sablefish)
Lineage: Eukaryota; Metazoa; Chordata; Actinopteri; Perciformes; Anoplopomatidae
Gene: jmy
Product: junction mediating and regulatory protein, p53 cofactor
Exons: 10
Coding region: 250-2877 (875 amino acids)
Biological process (GO): Arp2/3 complex-mediated actin nucleation; intrinsic apoptotic signaling pathway by p53 class mediator; 'de novo' actin filament nucleation
Cellular component (GO): nucleus; cytoplasm
Molecular function (GO): Arp2/3 complex binding; actin binding; transcription coactivator activity
Source: RefSeq, a predicted model, not a curated record